Onychostoma macrolepis is the source of this 18684-nucleotide messenger RNA. RefSeq names its product splicing factor proline/glutamine-rich (gene sfpq). Gene Ontology annotation, biological process: regulation of DNA-templated transcription. The transcript is spliced from 12 exons. Bases 184 to 1965 code for a protein of 593 amino acids. Gene Ontology annotation, molecular function: RNA binding. The record is from RefSeq and is a predicted model, not a curated record. Gene Ontology annotation, cellular component: nucleus. NCBI's taxonomy places the organism in Eukaryota, Metazoa, Chordata, Actinopteri, Cypriniformes, Cyprinidae.
UUUUGGGCGGAGGCUCGUGAGCACGUCGGUCCUCUCACGCAACCAGCGGCCAUUUUACAAAGACAGCCUCGGGAGUGCAGGUUACCAGCUCCUCUGUAGCGUCUGAAUAUAGUCAGUUGUUUAACCUUAUCUACUACUCUCGAAAUAUUUUUUAACGGUUUUUCCCAGUCUGCUUGUGUGAAAAUGUCUCGUGACCGGUCCCGUAACCGUGGAGGAUUCCAGCACCGAGGCCGCGGAGGAAUCGGGAUGCGUGGUGGCAUGGGAAACCCUAACUUUCGAAAUCAAAAUCAGCAUCCUUAUCAAAACCGAGGAGCCCAUAUGGGUGGCGGGUUUAAGCCGAAUCAGGCAACUCAACCCACCCAGGCCUCUACGCCACCGAAGCCGCAGGAAUCCAAUCAGAACAAGCCAGCGGUUCAGUCACCUCCGGCGCAAGGCCCAGGCCUGGUCCAGCAGAGCAACAACAAAGGCCCGUCACCGCAGCAGACCGCCAGCCCUGCUCAGCCGAAGAUCCAGUCUCCACCGCCACAGAAUACCGUGAAGACCCCGGACCUUGGUUCCCCACAGAACCAGCCCAGAAAGAACCAACCCAAAGUUGGGAUGGGAAAUGGCCAAAAACCGCCUGUUCCCGUGAAGAAAGACCCAGAGCAGACACCACCUCCACCACAACAACAACCGAUCACCAAGAGCGACACUCAACCUCAGGAAUUGAGGGCAACUCUGUCUUUGCUGCGCAAGCCCGGCGAGAAAACCUACACUCAACGUUGCCGUCUGUUUAUUGGGAACCUACCAAACGACAUCACUGAACCUGAAUUCAGGAAAUUGUUUGCAAAGUAUGGGGAGCCCAGUGAGAUUUUCAUCAAUCAAAGCAAAGGUUUUGGAUUCAUCAGACUGGAAUCCCGUGCCUUGGCAGAGAUCGCAAAAGCUGAGCUGGAUGAUAUUCCAAUGAAAGGAAGACCACUUAGAGUUCGUUUUGCCACUCAUUCUGCUGCACUUUCUGUGCGAAACUUGUCUCCAUUUGUGUCCAACGAGCUGCUGGAAGAAGCCUUCUCUCAGUUUGGAAUGGUGGAAAGGGCUGUAGUUAUCGUAGAUGACCGUGGCCGCUCAACAGGGAAAGGCAUUGUUGAGUUUUCUUCCAAGCCAGCUGCACGGAAGGCCCUUGAUCGGAUCAGUGAUGGAGUGUUCCUUCUCACAUCGGCACCCCGUCCGAUUGUGGUUGAAUUGUUAGAACAGUAUGAUGAUGAGGACGGUUUGCCAGAGAAACUCGCACAGAAGAACCCCAGCUAUCAGAAGGAGCGAGAGCAACCUCCUCGGUUUGCCCGUCCUGGCACCUUUGAGUUUGAAUACUCCCAGCGAUGGAAGUCUCUUGAUGAGAUGGAGAAACAGCAGAGGCAGCAAGUGGAGAAAAACAUUCGUGAGGCCCGUGAGAAACUGGAAGGAGAGAUGGAAGAUGCCUAUCAUGAGCACCAAGCAAACAUGCUCAGACAGGACCUUCUUAGACGUCAAGAGGAACUUCGUCGCAUGGAAGAGUUGCACAGUCAGGAGAUGCAGAAACGUAAAGAGAUGCAGCUCAGGCAAGAAGAGGAACGCCGUAGGAGAGAGGAGGAGAUGAUGCGGCAGAGAGAAAUUGAAGAACAAAUGAGGCGCAAACGUGAGGAGUCUUACAGAAUGGGCAGCUUUAUGGAUAAUAGAGACAGGGAGAUGAGAAUGAAUCCUAGUGGAGGCCUGGGGUUGGCUGAUAUGUCAUUUGGAUCACCUAGCCAGAAGUUCCAAUUGGCAGGAAUGAAUUUUGAAGGACACCAGGGAAUGGGGGGACCAACACCAGGGGGCAUGGUGCCCAACGAAAUGCGCAAUGAGCGUUUCCCGCAAGGUGGCCCAGGGGGUCCAAGGGGCAUGGGUGCUGGAAACCCAGGAUUUGGCAGGGUCCGUGAGGAAUAUGAAGGAUCUGCCAAGAAGCCACGCUUCUGAUCUGGCACUUUAAAAUCAAAGUUUGUAUGUGGAAAUCCAGAGGCUCGGUUCUGGAGUUGCAAUUGAUGUAUUUAAGUUUAAAGAAUUUUCUUGCAGUUUUAGCCUGAAAACUCAUACCAUUUGUGGCAAGAUUUUUUUUCGUCCUAUUUUUAUUUUGUAUUCUUAAUAGGUUUAAUAAAACCAUUGAAGCCAGCAGUGGCUUAGUGCUACCAACAUGUAAUCCUCUUACUAGUCUACCUUGUCAUGUUACUUGUGUUAUACUGGUGAAUAUUGUAAAUUGUUCUGAUCUUACUAUGGCUGUGUUCUGUGCCAUUCACAUUUAAAAUACUACAUGUACGUUUUCAAUAAAGAGUGCAGUUGGUUUUCCAAAACCCCAAUCAGGUGUUCUUGGCACAAUGAUUAAAUUUGCUUAGUGUCAGACAUCUGACACCUGACACGUGUAAGAUAUCUAGUACACCAAUAUCCCCCCCCCAAAUUUAUCGCUAACUGUGAACAACUUGGCUAUUAAGAUAAAUAUGGGUUGAUGGUCCGAUAUCAGUCUUCAUUUUGAUUUGGAAAUAUAGCUUAAACAUUUAGACUUUUUUAAAAAAAUUUUUUUUUUUACAAUUUGACUUUCAUUGGUUAAUUUUCACAAAUACUUAAAUUGCAGUGCAUAUGUAGCCAGUGUGUGGUUCUUACGCGAUGCAGAAGCAGCACUGGCACAUUGUGCUUUCACAUAGGAUGUGUUUGCUGUCUGCUACUGAUCAGAUGUAUACUACAAACACAAUUUUCCAUUAUUUCAAUUUCAAAAUCCAAAGAGUGUUACUGAAUGCUUUUACAGCAUUGCGAUUUUUUUUUUUCCUUUGUACAUGAAAGUAAUACAAUCUUUCAUAGACGUAAUCAUUGAAUAAUACAUUGUUUAUAUUAUUGUGUUUAAAUGUAGGGCUGUACAUUUAAUCGAUUCAAUUUAGACUUUGGCCUCCAACGAUUAUGAAAAUACAGUAAUCGAGAUGAACCGAUGAUUGCGCCCGUUCCGCCCCCUUUCCAGAGGUGCGCUUUCACUCCUCCAUAAAAGCCCAAUUUCACGUGCAAAUCAGUAAAAUCAUUUAACGAGACUUUUGCAAAAUGGGACGCGCUUGAUUUAAGUUGAUUUUAGAUUUGUUUUUAAAAGUGUGAAAGAACGUGUAUGUUCUCAGAGACAGAACACAGCAUGGACAUAUGAAGACAUUUUUUAGCGCCUCAACGGACAAAUACACAAAAAAGUCAAUGCGGCCCUGAUUAUUCAAGUAAACCCUUGUCGGUUAUGUAAUGUAAAGUUGAGAAUGAAAAUACGUGUUCAAUCAAUUAUUAAUCAAACAAAAGACAAAUACAAAAUCACUCACUGCUCUUGACUAAAGGACUCUUGUAGCUUUAAGAAACAAAGGAAGUUUAAUUCUUACAGUGAAGACUGUGCCGUUUUAUUUUUCAUUUAAGUUAUUACAUUUCUCUAGUAGGCUGUUAACUGAAUAGCUACUUUAGACUUGCAUAUAAAAACAAAGCACAGUUUGUUUCAUUUGUAUAUCCUUUUUUCUUUUUAUAAAUGCUAUUGUAUUCUUUUGCUUUAUUACUGGCAUUGUGUUCCUUUACUCUUUUAUUACUGGCAGUUUAAUUUUUAUAUUAUGUUUUUUGUCUAAUAUUAGUUACUCUAGUAUUCUGCUGUGGGACUGAGAAUUGUGACAUUUUCGCUGGUCUCUAAAAUGUAGAUGUCAUAGCAACCUUAUUUACAGAAAAUAUUUAUUUAUAUCACCAUCUUCAAAUUAUUUCAUAUAAAGUUUUGGUCAUAUGGCCCACUAAUAAUAGUUUUAAAUAAUCAUGAUCACAACAUUGACCAAAAUAAUUGUGAUAUAUGAUUUGUCAUAAUUGAGCAGCCCUAAUUCAAUGCACUUACUUGUAAAGUUGCUUGAGCAAGUGGCAAAACAUUUAAACAAAGCCUAAAAGCCUACUUUUAUGUACAAAGGUAGUAGGCUGUCACGAACAUUUUAAAUAAACUUACCAUUGACAGACACAGUCGACUUUUUCUUUGCAAUUAAAACUUUAUAAGCAAUCCUACUGGUUGUAAAGAAUUGUUUUUGCUAUGUGCAUGAGUGCAAUCCAUUGUCACCUCGUCGCGCACUUUUUCUUGCUGUAAACCUACCCAAAAAGCCAUGUGUUGACUGUGAAACAGUUUAAUUAUAUGCAUUUAUGGCGUAAUUACAAAAUUAUCGUAAAAAUCCAUGUUAAUUUUUACUGCGAAUAAUACCCUGUCACUUUCUUUCAGCACAUGUAGCACAGCAAAAAUAGGAAUGAUCGCUGCAGACUAGGGUUGGGUAUGUGAUUCCAAUUCUGUUUAUCGAUUCUGAUUCUUAUCAAUUACUAGUUCGAUUCUAAUAAGAUUUUUAAAAAUCUGAUUUAAAAAAAAAAAAUUAAGUGAAACAUUUAGAUGUCAAAUAUAAUUAUUCUGUUUAACAAAGUGUUCUGUUGCAGCUGAAUAACUUAGGCCUUUUACACAGGAACAUUUGCCUAUGGUUUUAACAAAAUACCACAGCAAAACUAGACUAAUAAAUUUUAAACAUUAAAUUGUUAAAGACAAGUAAACGGUCAGUAAUGAGAUGGGAACAAACAAAUCAAUUAGCAAUAGCAUAAAUAAAUCCAACUGAAAUUUCAGGUGAAGAAAUUGGGUCAAAAGUUUAAAAACACUAUAGUUUUCUUCUCAUAAAUUUUAUAUACAUUAAUUUGCAUCAAGUUAUGAAUGAUAUUGUCAAGAUCAGUGAAUGAUUUUCUUUUAUUCUUUGAUUAACAUUAAUGACAGGCAGCACGUUUGUUAGGCUGCUGUCUCUUUAACACCGAACGCACGGGUGGAUCUAAAAAAAAUUUUUUUACGUUGCGUUUUUUCACAUCUGUUCACGUUCACUUUAAGACACAAACGGCUGUGUUUGGGGUACAUUGAUGUAUUUUUGUGCAUAUUGGUUGAUAAAUGUGAAAGAAGCACGUUUAGGCUCGGAACAAGUCUUCAGUGGAAAUGCAUGGAACUGUUUGAGAAGUGCUCGUGCUUCGGAUGUGUGCGCUGCACGCAAACAGUGCUCAAGUGCAGUGUGAAUGAUUUCACCUGUUAACGUGGCCAUGGAUUAAAAAUAUGCACUGCAAACAAAGUAUGUGUAAAACAGGCUUUAGCCCUGAUCGGUUCCAGAAUUUUCCCUAUAACACACACCGUUAUAACUUCAAUCAUAAAUUAUAAUAAAUUUAUUUUUAAAAAAAAGUCUUUACACUGCAGAAAACAAGUUAACUGUGGAUUGCAAUUUUAGAAAACUCUUAGCCACUUGUUUCAGCAAAAAAACAGUACACACACCAUUUCAGAAGCAAAUUUUAAGGUUUAUGCAGCAUUUUGUUUCCACAAUUACGUUAAUUUCUGUGCUCUGUUUAAAUCAAAUUCUGCUAAUCCAUUUUAGAACAUAGAUUAUUCUUAUUUUGUAGUUUAUACUGGACAAAGCAGCGGUUUAAGUUUUCUUUUUGCUGUAUAUGAAUCUAUAUGAACUAAAAAUUAUUCUGGUGAUUUUAAUUCAUUUAAAGCAACUUUAUGUAGUCUUGUGGGGUUUCUUUUGUGAUUUUUAUAAAAAAAAAAAAUCAUGUCAUUUUUAGAGUGGAUAGCAGUACACAUGUAUUUGUUGCAGCCAUAAAGCAAUCUGCCCUUUUCACAGACUUUUGUACCCACUCACCAAACUUGCAUACUCCCAGAACAGACGUUUGGACAAGACAAGCCAUUUGCCUUACUAGAAGUCAGUGUACCAUCAGAAUGUUUUAGACCUGAUGUUUCAAUGGUGUAAACUUACAUAUAGUUGCUUUAAUCUGAAGUCAACGGUGAAGCUUUUUUUUUUUUUUUGCCCCUAUUGUCACAAAAUAGACUUUUGGGCUUUGACUUGUUGACUUUAAGCAUGCUUCCAGUGCAUCCUCCAAUGUUUGAUUAAACAAUAAUCCUUCCACAAACUCGUACCAUUGAUGUUUUGAAUGUGCCAUUGUGAUGGCAGUGUUUUUGGGUUGAGGGAGUGAACAUUUAACGCCUCUUUGUAGUUUCACUUAGUUGUCUCUGCAUAUUAAAGCUGCAGUCCGUAACUUUUUUUUUUUUUUUUUUUUUUUUUUGAAAUCAAUGAGCAAGUGCAUAAUUCAAGUACAGUGUUCAAAACUCUCGCCUUACUUUAGCCUGAUUCACAAUGUUAAGCUUAUGUUUUCUAAUUUGAGUGGUACUGGUAGGAAUUCGCGGGAAAUUUGAGCAUGCCGCUGCAUCGUCACGUCAAGCGGCUCGCCAAGCUUUACUUUGUGGCUCGCAUGGCAGUAAAUAAUACGAUGAUAUGAUCAUGCAGUCAAUACAGAUUUCAUAAAAACAUUAAAAACAAGCAGGGCUAUAACAACCCAUUAAAAAAAACCUCGCGUCUACACCAGACGUGAGUGGCACAAUCCGACAAAAGACAAUAGAACCUAGUGAUGUCUACACUGUAUGCAGCGCGAUGCGACAAUCUCCAUCAGUAAACCGAUACCUUGAUCUAUUUAUGACUAACUGUACUGACACUGCGUUCAAAUUAUUUGCAGCUGUCGUUUUUUUGCAUCAAGUGUAGACUGACUUAGUGCAGCGGGGCGAGGCACGACAACUGUCACGUCUGGUGUAGACAAGGUCAGAUAGUGUCUGCUCUAUUACAAAUAAUUAAUAUUUUUUUUUAAAAAACUAAAACCGCGGCAUUACAAGAUGGAAAUAUAGACUAGAAAAGAUAUUUAAACUUGCUCUGUCCUACGUCCAUGACACUGACUCACUGCGGAGUUGCCGGUUUUAAUCUUAACAGCUCUUAACGCCGAAUGUGCACUUGGAUGGUUCGAUACAUAAUGGGCUAGUAUAGAAAAAAAAAAAAAAAACUUAAGGUCUUCCCAGCAUUAAGGUAAUUAUUUUUUCGAAAUCAUCUUGUCUCGGUUACAAAUUUGACUGGUAAAUGAUAAAGAUUGAUAGCCCCUUUUAUAUUAGAUUGCACUGCAUUGCAUAUCAGGGAUGACGAAUUGAUUUAAAAAAGACAUGCUAUUUAUGACUGGAUGUAACUUUUGAUACUUCGCGGUAAAAGUGGUUCGCUGAUUGACUUUGCCCUAUCAGUGCAGCUCCCAUGAAAAAUAGUGAAGACCACUGCUGUAGGUAGUGGAUCAUUUAUAGCCUUCUCUCACAGCUGCUGGAAUAAUUAAAUUUGUCAUUUUGAUGGUGGAUUGUAAUCCAGAAAGGAUUGUUUAUGAAUGGUUCAAAUGGUAUGACAAUUAGAGAACAUUAACAUUACCAAUUUGAGAACAAAGUAUAGCAAUAAUAAUUUGCACAGUCUGAUGUGAUAUGAGGUAACCGAUUGUUAGAUUUAAUCACCAUUGUAGCGAGAGUUAUUGUAAUGCUUUUUCCCUCAGUUGGUCAGAACAAACGUGGCAGACAUGUUCAGAUGACAAUAUCCGGUGAAAAUUCUUAUUUGGGUCAUCUAUUCCAAGACGUAGGCUAGAAUCUAUGAUCCCUAAGUACAGUACACCGGUGCGUUGACUGACAGCCACACAUACUCCUCAACAUUCGAUUCAUCCGAGCUGGAGCCGUGCCGGUGCACAACCCACGCAAGGGAGAUAAUUCCGCAAAUAACUGCAAUUGCAUGUUUUCAAACAGAGAUGGCAGCAAAGAGGCAAAACUUACGGACUGCAGCUUUAAGAUGACAUUGAGGAAUGCCAUUUAAGAUGCUUUUAACCCUGGAAAAAAAGUGAUAAAAUUUGCCUUUAACCCAGCUGUUAAAAAGCAGAUGUGAUUCACUUGUUCACUUAAUUGGCAUACAGCACUUGGAACUUUAAUAGAAUUCUCCUGAUUAAUAUUUUAGAAAUUUAUUUUUGGUCUAUAUUGCCCCGCCCUAGUUCUACAAGUGCAACAAGUGAAAUUUGACUACCUAUGUAGAGGUUACAGGACACAGACACUUGUUUUAAGUAGCGGGGUUUUUUUUGUUUGUUGUUUUUAUCGAUUUAAUUUCAAAACAUUUUUACGUGUAUUUCUCUUCUUUGUCUCUUUUUAGUUAUGGUGGUUGACUCCAAUAAAAGUUCAAAAUAUUGCUACUUAUUUCUGCUUGAAAGCAAUAUUUCUUUUUUUGAAUGUAUAAUAUCCACAACCAACUAAUGGAUUCAGUUGUCUGUAUAGGAUUAUCGAUUCAUUGUUCUGCAGUUGAAACUGUUACUUUGUAAAUUAACUUUUCGAUAUGCCAAGACAAUGAAAUUGAGAAUUAUUAUUAUUAUUAUUGUUGUUAUUAUAUAACAUAAUAGUAUUGUCAUUAUUAUAUAAAACAGUUUUCAGAUAUAGUUUACACCUUUCACUUAAAAUAACGGGUAUUUUUUAUUUAUCUUUGUAAAACUUUCUAGGUCAGUUAACAAUAACAGCUAAUAAUGGUUCUCCACUGUACUCCUUAUACUUUGUGUUAGCAUAAUUAUAACACAUCGUAUUUUUAUAUUAAAGCUUGACUUCUAUGUUGUAUUUGUAUUUGACAUUUAUCAAAUACUUGGAUUAACAAUGCAUUUAUAACUAGUAAUUUAUCAUAAUUUACUAUUAUUAUUAUUAUUAUUAUUAUUAUUAUUAUUAACUAAUUUUAUUUCACUUUGCAUGAUGUGAGACCUACCCUUUUUUUUUUUUUUUUUUUUUUUUAAUUUUACACUUUAAAAAAAAUAAAUAAUUCUUCUCACUCCUGCAUUAGGUGAUUUUAAAGGUAACUUUAUUUUGGUAUUGCCUUGAGUGAGGACUACUAAUUUGAUUUUCUUCUACAUUGUUUUCUUACUAAAUUUAAACCCUUUUGAAAAUUUGGUAGCAUGAUUAAAUCAAAUUUGUCUUCAUUUGAAAGCCAUGUAUGAUAUUUGAGUUGACUCUAAUUCUUGGCGUACAAUGUAUUUAUUUUUUCUUAUUUAAAUCGCAUGGCUUAUGUAAUUAGAUAAUUUUAACAUCAAGAAUGGAGCUGGAAAAAGGUAAUUUCACAUGCAGAUUUUCUGAGAUACAUUGUGGAAUAAAUGUUAUUGUUUAUUGUGUUGGUUUUCUAUACAUUUUCUUUUCCUUAACAGGUUUGUUCGUGACUUCCGAAGUAUCGUCAAGUUUGGAACUGUUUUGGAUUUUAGCCAUUUAUCCACUAUUAGUUUCAGCUUUAUAUGGCAUGCCAAUGGAUUGUUCACCAGCUGUCUAAUGCGUAAUGUUCUCAAUAGCAAAAAUGGCUUUUCAGAACACAAGGCUCUAGUCUGAUUGACUGGCUUUCAAUUUCCAGGAAUCAGGGUGUUUAGGUUUUGAACAGUGCACUUGGAAAUAUUUACAAGUUCUCAAGCGUCUUCAGUGAGAACUACAAAGGAAGAACUAGUCGCUGGAUUUGCCAUUAAGUCUUCAAGAGCUUUAAGACACUUGGUAGCAAGUAGACCAUACAUCCUUAACCCUGCCAGUAUUACUCCUUUUCCACCUGCAUGAACCGGGUGCUAGUUCAGAGCCAGUACUAUUCCCAGUUCGGAGGUGGUUCGACUGGAGAGCCUUCUAAGAACCGGUUUGCCUUUCCAUUGGAUGGAGAACCGCCACAAAGUCACUGAAUAUACCAUCUGAAUACGUUUAAUUUCCUCUAGCAAUGCUAACGUGGCAGAGCCAAACACAACAGGCUUAUUCUGGAUGCAGCUGGGCAGACCGAUCAGCACGCAACACAGACGCGCCGCAGGAGCGGUCCAAAAGCAUAAAGAGCUGUCUGUCAACAAUGGUGGACGUUGCUUUAUUGAUGUUAAUGGCUUUGAGAACCUACAUCGGCGUUCAAAGAUGGCAAAUCCAAUGUGUUCGUGUUAAGCUGUUAUUUCAAAUAUGAUGCGCAAAAGUUUCUGUUUGUCCUUUUGGUCACGGUAACCCCGCCCCCAGCACCUGAUGCAAGCAGUUCUUACUUCUAGCUCUGUAAUGUUUUGAUGCUACUUACGAACCACUUUCCCUCGUUCGGAGCUGGUGCUUUGAGUGUCGAAAGACCAAGAACUGACUUGAAACUAGACUCUGGCUCCGAACCAGCACUCAAACUGCCUUGGUGGAAAAGGGGUAUCAGUUACACAUUGUUCUUGGAGUUAUAUCUCCUCUUUAACACCGUGUUAAUACAUAUCAUGGUUGGUCACUUCAUGUCAGCUUCAUGUCAUGUCGCCUCAUUUGGUUUGGAUUGUCUGUGUUUGAGCAGAAUGAAUAAUGCGAGACUAAUUCGCUACAAAAUAUGACCUUCUGGCAUGUAACUUCAAUUAUUUACCAAAACUUUGGCUUGUUUGUCCGAUUUGGAACAACUGUUUAUUUUGCUUCAACACUAGUGUUGCACCAUUACUAAUUAUUAUUAUUGUUGCUGCUCACGUCUUUGUCAUAAAAUUAGAGGUAGUAUUAAAUUUGCCAUCUCCUCGUAGUUAUUUUACAGCAGAUUUUCAAAACAUCUUUCAAGAACCCUGUUUUUAGAAAGCUAACUACUCAAAUACCAGUGUUAGCACAGUUCUAGGGCAAGAUUCAUAGAACGAGUUAAUUUUUCUUACCUGCUAUUUUCUUAUUUAAGAAUGAAGUUUAUAAAUAUUUUGCAUUCCCAAAAACAUUCCCCAAAAAAAAAAAUAUUGUUUUGAAAAAUGUAAUGAAAAAUUGGAGUUGAAAUUGAAAAGAAUGAAAAGUCAUAAUCCUUUUAAAUAAACCUUUUUAACUAGAAUAAACUUAAUCCCUUAAACUUAAAUCUCCAUAGAUGUUUAAUGACAGCAUGCACACUCGGAUACAGGAUGCUUUCCAGGGCUCAUCAGUAAGGACUACCCAAUGUCCUGAGGCCAGAAUGAAAAUUGCUCUGGCCAGCUGACCUGAGUUGUCAUUGGCUCGAUUGGGUACACACUUGAUGCAUGCACACAAAGCUGCCACUCGGAUGGCGCACAAUAACAAAUUCCGUUCUCUUUUGCAUCAAAUACAAAAAUGACUCCCUCUUCAAGUGUUAUUUAAACAUUGUUAGAUUUUUUUUUUUUUUUUUGGGAAAACAUUUGGGAGAAAAUGGAUUGCGUGUCAACAUGGAUCUGUGCUUAAGUGAAGCAGUCAGUCACGUUUACAUUUAGUAAAGUGAUUUCCACUUUAAUUAAAAAUGUACAACAAACAUGAUUAAUGUAACCAUUUUUAAAGAAAAAGCUUUUAUAGCUUUUGGAGCAAGGGCACCGCCAUCUUGCAGUACCAAAUUGAGUCCUCUUUCUAGUCUGCUUGAGCAAAUACACAGAAUAUUAUGUUAAUGGCUGUUUUAGGAGUGUCCAUGCAAAUGCAAUUUGUUUCCGACCCGCUCUUCACCCCAAACCAGAGCAGGUUCACGGCUUCUUCCACAUGUAAGGGCAGUACAGCUUGUUCCCCUCGCGGUAUAGGCUCAAAUGCUUGAGCAUUUGCACUUAUUAUGGGCUCAACACUCCAAGUUUGUCUUCCUCCAUUUUAAACAAGUGUUCAAAAAGUAAAGAAUAUUACUUUAUUGGCCUACGGAGCGAACAUAAAGUGGACAUUACUAAAUGUAAACUUGACUGACUGCUUCACUUCCACUUUAAAGUUUUAGGUCUUAAAAGUGACGGCAAUCUAAGUGUUUUUUUUUUUUUUUUUUUUUUUGUGAAUCUGGCCAUAGUUCUAAAUUGAAUAAUUAAUGUAACUAAAUCUAUAAUUGUAGGAUAGCCACUAAUUUAUUUUUGUGGUUAUAUUGAAAUGUGCUAUUCUGUGCUUCCUUCUGUGUGCAACUUUCUUCAGACUGCAUUUCCUAGAUAGCAUUGGAUUCAUAAACUUUGUUUUUCCUCUUAGAUGUUGAUUUAAGUGAGGGCUCUUUCAGUAAUUCAGGAGGAGUAUGGGAUUAAAAGGACCUUUGAGUUAACCAAUUAUGUAGCAAUAUUGGUAGUUUUUUUUUUUUUCCUCUCGUUUAUGAAUUUAAUUAAUGUGAUUGCAGAAUCUGCAUUCUUCAAGAAACAAGUGCUAUACCAUAUGAGAACUGCUCUGGAUUGUCCUUGAUGUUGGCAGCUGGAUUUUUUUUUUUGUUCUUUAGAGUGGUAAAUUCACAAGUACAUAAUACUUGAUACUUAAUUUUGCAAGCAUUGAGGAACUGCUUUCAAGUUGCUAUGCAUGGUCAGAAAGAAAGAAAAAAAACGGACGUUUUGUAGUCUUAGUCUUCCCAAAUUAGAUUAUUCAAAUGAACUUAAAUAUUCAGUCUUUAGACAAGGGCAGGAGGCCUGUUUAUAAUCGACUGGAGACUAGGAAUUAAAUGGGAAUAGUAAUCUGAAUAUUUAUACAUUUCUCCUAGUUUAACACCUUCUCAAAUUAUUUUGACCUUUUUGAUGAAAGCCUUGAAUGUAUGGGAAGAUGUUCUCAUUCCAACCUGAAGCCCUUGUAGCUAGUUGCCUGGAUAUUAGCAGGAAGGAACAGAAAGAUAAAAAAUUAUCAGACUUCUCAAUUUUCAAGAACACCACAACACCUCCAGGCUUGGUAAGUGCACAACGCAUGAUUACUUUACAGUCUGCCAAGUCCUGCAAGAAAACCAUUUUAAUUGUGCCUGUUUGAUAGUGUUGGGGAAUGGGGGUUUGUUUUGUUUUUUGUUUUACAAUUUAUCUCUACAGUUUACUACCAUAGUUAUAAACAUUUCAGUCCAGAUCCACACUUGGAGAAGAGGAAUCAUGGGGGAAAAAAAUCACUGAUUAAAUUCAGACUACAUUUAAAGGCACAAGUCACUCAAAUGAAAAUUGCUUGCCCUCAUGUCACUCCAAACCUGCACAAUUUUUAGUCUACACAAAUAUAAAGUGGACAGCUUUUUCCAAGCUCCAUACGAGUCUGUACGAAAUGUACAGUAUAUUCCAAGUCGCAGUUUUUUAAAAUCAAGUGGUCAAUUGUCUGUGACUACUGUAGUGAUGCACACAGCCCCGCUCACAUAAACCAAGCAGUAUUCUGUUGGUCAAUGCAGUGAAUUUGUGUGGAAAAACAGGUGGUUUUGUUUACCACACAUGAUCCUUCAGAAAUCAUUGUAAUAUGUUGACUGGGUGCUCCGUAAUCAAUCCUUGAAUAAACAUUUUUUUAAAAAUCACUUUGAAAACCAUUGUUUUUGUGGAAAUCUUGAUGCUUUUUUUCUUCUCAGUCAUCUUUGAUAAAUCGAAAGUUCAAAAUAACCAUUGUUUGAAAUGGAAAACUUUUGUAACAUUCUUUUUGUAACUUUUCUUCAAUUUGGAUCAAUUGAAUGCAUGCUUAUAAAAUCAUACCCUGUUUUUUAUAAUUAAAAAAAAUUGAAUGGUAGUGUAUCUGAAGUAGUAAAAUUCAGUGAGAGAUGACCGAUUAAGUUUCCAUAGUCCGCUAAGAGUUUCCUCAAAAUGAUCACGUUCAGAUGGCUCAAAAAAAAAAAAGACGAAUGUGCGAAACUUCAAAUAGCAAUGGGAAAUGUGACCGCACCUUUAGUCACAUGGGUUUGGAGUGACACAAGGGUUAGUAAAUGACACACAACUUAUUUUUUUGGUAAACAUUUGAUUCAUUCCCAGCUUAGAGCCAUUGGAAUAAUUUUUUUACAGUGUAAAAAAAAAAAAAAUUCAAGACACAUUAAUUUAAUAAAGUUAAUGAGUUCCUUGCUUUAAUUAGAACAUCUUAACUAGUUUCUGUAAUUUAAAUAGUCUAGUAGGAGUUUAUACAGAACAUCACAUAACAUUUGCCAAUUUUUUUUUGACAUCACCCUGCAUGUAGUUAGCACUGUAUACACUGGGACCAUAAAUUUCUAUAUGCCAUUGAUCGUGUGACCAGACUCUAUGGUUAAGACUGUUUUUCCCCUUGGCAGAAUACAGUGGAAACUUGCCUUUUCAGGCCCCUGAGAUUUUAGCAAGUGUGACAAGAGCUUGUCUCUGUCUGUACUGUGUAUUGAGUGAAUGGUGGUGCUAUAGCUGAGCAUUAGGGGCCAGUGUCCAGCUUACCCACAGACUCCAGCAGUUGGUAACAUUGAGGAUUAGUUCUACAGAUCAGUGGACAGUUGAGCCUGGACUUUUUUACAUCAAGAGGUAUGCUUGCAUAUCACCGGAAAAGGUAAGUGAUCUUGUCUUUUGUUCCAUGCAAAUAAAGUACUACUUUCAUCAGCCGUGUUGAAAUACUACCUGGGUUCUGGCAUCACACUCCUGAAAAUGGGUUCACGGUGCAGGAAUUGUUUUUGUAAGCAGUAUUUGAAAUGUGUUUGGUACUUUGGCGCCCUUUGUGUGUAUUUCAGCUGCUCUGUAAUGUCUUCCACACAGUAGCUGUCUUUGAGGACAGCAGCAGCAUCACUACUUCACCAGGCAUCAUGUAUUUAAGCACUGUACAAUAAUAAAAUUCAAGGUGCUCUUUAGUGGGGUUCUCACUAUUGACUUCAUGUACUGAGAUGCGCUAAAUUUUCUUUCUGCUUGGGCAGGAAAAAUGUGGUUUGUUUAUGGUGAAGGCUAGGGUUCUAAGAACUUGAAUCUGAAUAGAAAUGUUCAGAAAAGCUCUUAUUUUUAGUCCACUUUUGAUUCAAGUUAAACUGCACUUGGAAGUUUCAUGGUUUUAGUGUGGGGCUUUUAAUUUUCUUUUUUUUCUUUUUUUUUUCUUUUUUUCCAAAAUAUCCUUUUUGCCUGAUUUAAGCUGAAGCAGCUAAAUCAUUGACACAAUUGUUGGUUCAGUUGCUUAUACAUGCAAAAACUACAAAAAAGUUUGGGGUUGUGAAGAUUUAUGUUUUUGAAACGUCAUGUGCUCACCAAGGAAAAUGAUACCGUGAAAAUGGUAAUACUGUGAAAUUAGUACAAUUUAAAAUUUGUUUUACUAUACUUAAAUUUAUUCCACUGCUGAAUUCUCAGCAGUCAUUUCUCCAGUCUACAGUGUCACAUGAUCCUUUAGAACAGUGUUUCCCAACCUUUUUUUUUUCUGCCACGGCACAGUUUUGAUGUGUAAAAUCCCACUGCACACCAGUAAGCUUUUUUUUUUUUUUUUUUUUUUUUUUCUUCUUCUUCUUCCCCAAUUAAACAUGGAGUCAUCAGAGUUGGUAUUUUGGCUUCAUAUAUGUUCAGACACUUGCAUUUAAAGGUGCAGUAUGUAAGAUUGACAGCUACCGGUUGAAAUGGAUACUGCAAUUCCGGCCUGGAAUCUGUCCGAAACGCAUAUUUCAGAGUAGAAUUACUGGCUAUAGCAUUAUUUUUCAGAGAAACGGCUAUGUAAACAUAACAUGUUUCCUGAAUAUCUACAAACAUGUUAUUUUUUUGGCUUUAGAAGAGUCAAAAACGUACAUACAGCACUUGUAAUUUCUGAAAAUCAUACUCAAAUGGAUCCAUCAUUAGAAUGACUACAUCUGGGGCAGUAAAUUAACAUCACGUUUUCACCAGUUUGCAGGUUAAUUUUAUUGUAGCUAUAUGAGCGCUCAGUUUCUCUUAAUACAUUUGGCUAAAAUCUCACAAUAUAGAAGACGAACCGCUAUGAUAUUUAAAACGUACAAAAGUGUGUUGGCUACAACUAGACAGAAAAUGUUAAGACUCUGCUCUAUACACACAAAAAUAUUACCCUUUAUAUACAGCAUUUCUUAAAGCUGCAGUCUGUAACACUUUUUUUUGGAGGGUUAAAAAAUCAAUAUGAGCAAGUGCAUAACCAGCCAGUAUUCAAAACUAUCACCUUACUUUAUCCAGAUUCACAACAGUUUGCUUAUAAUAAUGUUUUCUAAUUUGAGUGGUAUGGGUAGGUUUUCGCGGGAAGUUCGAGCAUGGCACUGCGUCAUUACGUCACGUCUGUAAACAAAGUUGUUCCGGCUAAUAGGCUAUCUAUAUGCUGCAGGUGAUGGAACCUUUAUAGCCUUUGCUCACAGCAGCUAGAAUAAUUAAAUGCAUCAUUUUGAUGGCGGAUUGUAAUCCAGAAAGGAUUGUUUAUGAAACGCAUGUGAAUGAAAUUUAAAUUAUAUUCCAGUUUUAAAUAUAUUCCAGUUUUAAAUGUGCUUCUGAUUACAGAUAGCCUGGGAUUAUACAGGCUUUGUAUUUUAAAGAAAACCAGUUCGAAGGGAUCGUAGUUUGCUUUUUGGGUUAAAAGAAUUUCUUAACAUGAAAUUAAAAUGGUAUGACAAUUAGAUUGUACAGAAAUUGAAAUCUACACACUAUACUCAUUGGCACACAAUGCUGAUGUUAACAUUAAUAAUUUGAGAAAGUAUAACAAUAAUAAUUUGCACAGAUGUGAUAUGAGCUAACUGAUUGUUAGAUUUAAUUAUCAUUGGUAGCGUCGUUUAUUAUAAUUCUUUUUUCCUCAGUUGGGCAGAACAAACGUGGCAGACUUGUUACUUGUUCAGAUGGCAAUAUAUGGUGAACUCUUAUUUGGGUCAUAUUCCAAGACGUAGGCUAGAAUCUGAUUCCUGAGUACAGGACCCCCACACCGUGACUGACAGCCACACAUUCACCUCAAAACAUUAGAUUCAUCCGCGCUGGAGCCGUGCCGGAACACCGGAUCACAACCCUGCGCACGGAAGAUAAUUCCGCACAGAGCUGCAAUUCCAGGUUUUCAAACAGAGAUGGCGACAAAGAGGCAAAACUUUAGGACUGCAGCUUUAAGUAAAAAAAAAAAAAAAAAACUAUACGUAUUUAAACAUCAGUACUUUAUUUACCCUUGCAUUGCAAAGUAGAAGACUUCUGUCUUCAAACUGUGCAUCAUGGCACUUCACUCAUUCUGAAUGGAGGUGGGAUGGAGUUAUGAGGUUUGACUGACAAUUUGAGGAUCCAGUGGCGUUACGAGAUUUAGUCACAAGCUCUUUUGAAUGCUUUCCAUUGAUUUAAAUUUUUGUAAAACCCACAAACCGACAUCUUAACCAAUAGCACUGGUUUAAAACAAUAACAAAAUAUAAUGGAGAUAAGGGAAGUUUUUGACAUCCUGUCACGGCACACUAGUUGGGAAACACUGCUUUAGAAAUCAUUCUAAUAUGUUGAUUUGAUGCUCAAGAAGUAUUUCUUAAUGGUGCUUUUUUUUUGUGGAAAGUGACACAUUUUUGGUUACACUUUAUUUUAAGGUGUUCUUGUUGCUGUGUAAUUAUACAAAUGUAUACUAAGUAAUAUGAAUUAAUAUAGGGUUAAGUUUAGGGUUCGUUGCUUGUAGUAAUGCAUAAUUUACUGUAGUAUAGUAAGUACAUGUAACCAGGUCACUGUUAAAUAGUUUUUUUUUUUUUCAUUCUUGCUGUUCUUUUGAACAUUAUUUUCAAAGAAUCCUGAAAAGAAUUUAUUUUGAAUAGAAUUUAAUAACAAUCUAAAAAGUAUCUUUUUAUCAUUUAUUUGCCAGCAUUUACCAGUUACACCAGUGAUGCUCUGAUUUUGAGUGGUGUUCGUAUUACACUAUUUCCAUUCAUUCCAUUCAAAAAGUGCUUUUUGCGAUCAGCAAGCAUACUAGACCCUCCAAACACUUGAGUGCUUAGACCUCGUCUAUCAACUGUUGUAGUCUUCAACAAACUAUAUUGGAUAGCCUUUACGUUUGUUGUCUUGAUGGUGCAGAAAUGUAUUUAUGGCAGUGUAAAUGGUUCUUUCUCUCUCCUUCUCACUUCUCAAUCCUGGCAGUCUAACUAGUCUGUUUGCUUCAUAACUACUUGGAUAUCACAGUAAUGCUGCCUCCACUCUUUACAAACCUCCCUAUGUGGACUGGGUGGGAAAUACUCGGGGUAACGAGACGGUGCUUUAAAAUACAUUUAUUUGGUGUUUUCCCAAAUCUGCUGUGAUCCUUUAUACUUCACAAGUAUUGCACUCAUAUCAGUGACUCGUUCUCCAGCAUUGUAUCGCAGCCAUGUUACUGAACAGACUGUAUUAAAGGUGCCCUAAAUUCACUGAGUGUGUGCAUAUUCCUGCUCCUGUGGAUGAUCGGAGUGCUUUUGUACAACAUUUAUAGUGCUGGAUCAGCAUUGUCUGGAUGUGUGUACAUGUCUGUUUAUCUGCACUGUGAUCCAUUCAUCUUGGCCCCAAUCUGUCAUUUUGAUAAUUCUAGUAUGGGCCAUGAGUUUUUAGCUCUAUGGAGUGUGAUGCCAGAACUAACCUUGUGACCUAGUGGCUGCCUCAGAGAGGCAGAUCUUUAACACAUCUGUUACAAAUUUGGGAUUGUGUUUGAGGUGUUGUCUGUAUGGAGUUCAAGUGUCAUUGACCUUGUCAGUUAGUGAGCUGUACAGCAACUGUAACAAAGUCUUCCUGCAUGAGAUGAAGUAAUAUUUGCUCUUCAGCUGUAUAUUCAGAAACAAAGUGACUUAGCUUUAACUUCAAUAUACCUAACCAUUUAUUUCACCAUUAUGUGCUUGAGUAGUUUCCAUGAUAGGGGUUUUCUUUUUUGAAACAACUUUAGUUAUAAAAGGACUACUCAAACUUUUACCAAAUGUUUUCCAUUUUUAUAUGUAGUAUUAAGUAUUGUUAAUGAUAAUAGCCUGCUGUAAGCUAGUCAUAUAAAGCAGUUAAGGUAGGACUCUGUAUAAUGGUUUACUUCUGUAUCCUCACUGCCUUUCUCUCACUGCAGGUGCCUCGGGUGAUUGAAGGAGGUUAAGCAGCAUCAUACACUUUGAAAUAUGGGUCAACCAAGGAACCUGUUCUCUCAGCAGUUGAGCACUAUGGGCACUAAAUGUUCCUGUACUGUGGACAUUAAUGUACAGUCCUGUUGGAGUGUGACGUGGCAUGGCAGCUUGGGAAAUCUUGAGUGCAACACUGGAUGCAUCAUGAUUAUAUCCAAUUUUUAAAUAAACUACAUAAAGAUCCCUA